Molecule: messenger RNA, 1944 nt
Organism: Erigeron canadensis
Lineage: Eukaryota; Viridiplantae; Streptophyta; Magnoliopsida; Asterales; Asteraceae
Exons: 1
Coding region: 1-1944 (647 amino acids)
Molecular function (GO): nucleic acid binding; zinc ion binding
Source: RefSeq, a predicted model, not a curated record
AUGGCGGAUCAACAUCGUGAAGAGGAAGAACACGAUCGACAUGACGAAGAGGAAGUUACCUUCCCGGAAAAUAGCAUGGACAUUUCCGACCAAAUUGGAAGGGCGUUGGAGAAAUACACUCCACUUUUACUUAAAAGGCUAAACCAAACAAUGGAAGGGGCUAUGAAUGAUCAUAUAGCCCAGAUGAUUAGACAGGAGGUUGCUCUAAAUGUUCAGCGAGAAUUUGAAAAGAGAGAUGGAAAAGGGAAGGGUAAGAAGAACAAUGAAGAUGAGGAGGUGGAAGUAAUGGGGGAGAAGUUCCACAAGAAGAAGUUCUCUUUUAAGGAUUUUGAUGUGUGUCACCCUACUGAAUAUCAUGGUGACCGCAACCCCAUCGUUUGUACCAGAUGGGUGUCAGAGAUUGAAGGGUCUUUUCGCACCAGUCAAUGCCCUGAGGAUCUUAAAGUGGUGUAUGCUGUGAGCAUGUUGAGGGAUAAAACGAAGAGAUGGUGGGACAACUUAUUGUUGGUGAAGAAGGAAGCACUUGAUAACGUGGAUUGGCCUGAGUUCAAGACCAUGUUCUAUAAGGAAUUUAGAUCAGAGGCGGAGGUGACUAGGUUGAGGAGUGAAUUCCUCAAUGAAUCUCAAGGAACCCUUAGUUUGACGGAGUUUCGUGCCCAAUUUCUUGAUAAGGCACAAUUCUGUCCCGAGUUCUUAGAGAAUGAGCACUUGAUGAAGGAGCAGUUUUAUAUGAAGUUGAAGAAGAUUUUGAGGGAGAGGAUUAGUUUACGUCAAAUGGAGUCUUUCUCCAUGUUGUGUGAUGUGGCUCGAGAUUACAAGAUCGAGCAAACUAGAGUUGAUGAGAAUGAGGUGAAGAGAAAGUAUGAUGGGGAUAAUUCACCAAAUAAAAGGUUUAAACAAGAAGGUGCUUCCGGUAGUAAUGCCUUUAGAAGAAAUGCUCCCUUUUGCAAAACUUGCAAGAGAAAUCAUCAUGGCUCGUGUAGGGAGAAAGCUUUCUACAACUGUAGGAAGACGGGCCAUGUGAGUCGAGAUUGUAGGUCGAAGCCCCAUAAGCCCCUCAUUUGCUUUAAGUGUUUUGAAGAGGGACAUAUGAAGAGCUCAUGUCCUAAGCUAACCGAAGAAGAGAGACAAGAGGAACGAAGGAGAGAGGCCAAAAGAAAGAAUGCAUUGGCACACGGCAAUCAGCGGGGGAGGUCCUUCCAACUUACCGUGGAGCAAGCUAAGAACGCUGAUGACGUAGUUAUAGGUACCUUUCUUAUGUAUAAUGUGCCUAUGCGAAUUCUUUUUGACUCCGGAGCGAAUAGAUCAUUUGUUGCAACUAGGAUGAUUCAUGUUAUUCCUAUGUCUAAAUCGAGUUUAGAUCAUACCUUACAAGUUGAGGUCAGGGACGGGAGGACGGAGAUAGUAAGAGAUGUGUAUAAAAAUUGUGAAAUGAAAAUUGUUACGGAAUUCUUCCAAGUUAACUUAAUUCCCUUCCCAAUGGGAGAAUUUGAUGUGAUUUUGGGUAUGGAUUGGUUGAGUUCUUGUAAUGCCAAGAUAGCGUGUGACGAAAAGGCGGUUUAUUUGAAGACCUCUAAAGGUGAAGACUUGAUAGUAUAUGGUGAUAGAACUGGGCGUCCGAUAUCCGUUUGUACUUUUGCUUGUGCCCGGCGUUAUUUGUCUCAUGGAUGUCAUGCAUACCUUGCUCACAUCGUUGAUGUUAAGAAGAAAUCUCUAUCUAUUGAAGAUAUCCCCAUAGUUCAUGAUUUUUCCGAUGUUUUUCCCGACGACUUGCCGGGUGUUCCUCCCGAGUGGCAAGUUGAGUUUUCUAUUGAUCUUGUUCCAGGGGCUACCCCCAUUGCUAAGGCUCCCUAUCGAUUGGCACCAACGGAGAUGCAAGAAAUGAUGAAGCAACUCCAAGAGUUACUAGAAAAGGGGUUCAUUCCCCCUAGUAAUUCUCCUUAG